UUUUGUGCUGUUGCUGGAUCUACAGUAAGAAUCCCCUGUACAUUUACAAAACCUGAUCAUUCCAGUGUCACACAGAGAGAGUGGUAUCGAGUCCAGAGCUCUGAAGGAAAACCACAAGACCUGAGUAAAGAUCCACAAUAUUCAGGACGAGUGUCUGUAAACAGCUGGAACUCUGACUGUGAGCUGACAAUGAGCAAUGUGAGUGUGAGUGACUCUGGAGUUUUUAACUUUAGAUUUAAAACACAGAGUAGUGACUGGAUAUCAGCGCCAUCUGGAGUUCAUCUGACUGUCACAGAUUUGCAGGUGAAAGUGGAUCCUAACACUGUAGGACAGAGGGAAGUAAAAGUGACCUGUAGCUCCACCUGUGUUCUUGAUACGCACCAUUUCUAUUGGUACUGGAAUGGCCAUCGUAUCAAACAUACCAAAGGAGCCUCCAUUGUGCUCACCUCAACCAAUAUAUAUAACAAGGGCAGCUACUCCUGUCAGGCUGAUAACAGUGAACACCUCUCUCCUCCAGUGUGUAUACUGGGUACAGGGUGUUGGGGUGUGACUUACACUCCUGAUCAUGUGUGUGCUCUGAAAGACACAUCCAUUGAUCUCUUCUGCUUUUAUAAACACCCUGCAGGCCACACAGUGGUAAAAUUGGCGUGGUUCAUUCAAGCUGAUGGUGAGCCUGUGGAUAUGAGAGAAGAUGAGAAGUAUCAGGGCAGAGUGCAGUACACACAGAGCUCCCAGAAUAACUGUAGUCUGAGAAUCACUAACCUGAGAGAGACUGACGCUCAAACAUACACAUUCAGAUUCUACACUGAUCGGGAUGAUUACACUGGAGAACCUGGAGUCUCUCUGUCUGUUACAGAUCUGAAGGUUACAGUAUCAGACUGGACUGAUCAGUACAUGGAGCUGAGCUGUAACACCACCUGCACUCUGUCUAACAAUCCCACUUACAUCUGGUACAAGAACGGACAGCGGGUGAAUGAGUGUAAAUCUGCCUCCUGCUCUGUAGCUGCAGUCAGUGGUGAGGUCAGUUACAGCUGUGCUGUUGAAGGCCAUGAGAGUCUCCGAUCUCCUCCAGUGUAUUCCCCUAAAAACACCAGAGCAGUGGUUUAUUCCUCUGGAAACAUAGUGGAGGGGGAUUUAGUGACUCUGAGCUGUAGCAGUGAUGCAAACCCUCCUGUUCACACCUACACCUGGUUUAAGCAGAGAGCAGCUGCAGACACACUGCUGACAACAAGCCAGAAUUACAGCAUCAGCAACAUCAACACCAAUCACAAUGAAACGUACUACUGCCCUGCUCACAACCAGCUGGGACGGCAAAAAUCUACACCCAUACACCUGCAUGUGUUAGGAACAAGAAGUCGAGAUUAACUAAUUACCACAGCAGCACUCCUCUUCAAUCAUCUCCAGUUUAUGUCAAUGUCCCGGCCCCGAACCACGGAAAGAGAGUCACCUCAGAUGAUCGGAAGAACAUUAACUAUGCCAGUGUUGUUUUUAAACACUCCCACACACAGGAAGGGUCUCUGUCACCCAGACUUCCUUCAGACACCACAGAUCAAGAGAAUGUUCAUUACCCUGCUGUACGCAUUCACAGGAGCAGUGCUGCCACCCAGUUUGUGGCUGAUGAUGAUUCAUCUGUGAUCUACAGCUUGAUCCAAAAUAUCCCCAGAAAAAGCAAGUGCUGAGACAGAUGUGAUUGUUCCAUCCUGUAUCCAAAAUGAACAAGAAAACAAAUACAGCUUUGGCAUUUCAUUAAAGUAGCAAUAUUGA
Molecule: messenger RNA, 1764 nt
Organism: Silurus meridionalis
Lineage: Eukaryota; Metazoa; Chordata; Actinopteri; Siluriformes; Siluridae
Product: B-cell receptor CD22-like
Exons: 8
Coding region: 190-1365 (391 amino acids)
Source: RefSeq, a predicted model, not a curated record